AUGGAUUAGAUGUAAUUCAUCUAAGUUAAUGAGACUUACAAUAAUGAAAUUGUAAUUAUAAGGUUCAUGGUCAAUAAGCAUGAGGUUUUACCAAAAAUAGAGUUCAAAUUGACUAAUGAAAUUUCUGAACAAUAUUCUCAGGUCCUGUAUGAUCAUUUAUCUAAAUUCAAUCCAAAGGAAUGUCAUUUCUUAUACUUUGUAAGCUAUUCAAUCUCUAUUAAUCUAUAUUAGGAUGAACCUUUAAGAUGCAUCUAGAAAUAGAGAUUUAAUUUAAUCACUUCGUUAAGCUCAGAUGUUAUUCUAAAAAUAUUAAACUUAAAAUAUAUCCCUAUAAUAAGAACUAAUUAUUCCAACUACUAAUCUGAUGAAGUAAAAUGUUUAAUUACUCAACUUAGUCUAAUAAAGAAGGAGGCCAAUCGAUAAUUUAAAGAUUGAAUCUUUAAUGGUAGGCAUAAUCUAAAACCAAAUCUAAGAUUACUAAAGAAUUACUUUAGAUAAUAAAUGAUUUCAAUUUUAAUUAUCGCAUAGAAAUAUUGAUUAGAUCCACCUUAAAAUAAAUAUAGAGGGAAACCUAUUAAGAAUAUGAUGUUCUUUAUGUACCAACCGAUGAGUUAAUAUUCUUAAAAACUAACUAAGAAUCUUCAUUAUCAAAGUGCUUCCCUUAUUUAGAAUAAAUGAAUAAUAGUAAUUAGGUUAAAUGAGUUUUAUAUUAAGAGAC
This is a messenger RNA of Paramecium sonneborni, 718 nucleotides long. The record is from the annotation of a GenBank genome assembly. NCBI's taxonomy places the organism in Eukaryota, Ciliophora, Oligohymenophorea, Peniculida, Parameciidae.